AUGCUUUCCCCAAGCCCGUCGCGGGGUAUUCUCCUCGCUCUCGCCGCUCUUGUUAGCGUAUCUUCCGCCGAAGACGCCACUAAGACGGUGUCCGCAACCACGCCAGUCCACACACCAUGUGUCGCGACGUCUACCAACGGGGCCUUCUUCGAUCUGCGCCCGGACGCCGCCGUGGCUGUCGUCGAGGGAGAAAAGCCACAUAAAGGGAUCCCCACUGAAGACUACACAGCCAGGGGCUGGGACUAUGGGUCAAACUUUACAAUCAAUGUUUGUAACGCCGUGAUCAAAACCGCGGAGGAUGUCGUCGGGGUGGAUGAGUCGCUGUGGAAGAACAUCAGUGCAUACUAUAAGGCCGACGGAAAGGUCUACUCCUUAGGGCAACAAUCAGACGAGCUCGUCCCCCGCGGGCGCAAACUCGUUCUCCAGUACAAAGGCGGUUCACCAUGCGGCUCCUCUGACAAGGACAAAGACAAGCGCGCCAGCGUCCACGAAGGGGCGAGGUACAAGCACUACGAGUUCGAUGAUGACGACGAAGAGCUCAAUCCUAAGAAGCCUAAAGAUGAUGAGGACGACGAGGAGGAUGACAAGAAGGACGAAGACAAAAAGAAGGAGGAAGAUGGGGAUGGGGACGAGGAUGAAGACAAGGAGAAAGAGAAGAACAAACGCCGCAAGUCCGCGACCAUCUCCUUCCUCUGCGACCACGACCCCGACACACCCACGGCCUUUUCCUUUGUUGGCACCGACCCGGACGAGUGCGCGUACUUUUUCGAGGUCCGCUCGCGGCACGCUUGCGCCGGCGCCGAGCCCCACAAGCCGGGCAGCGUCGGCCCAGGGAGCGUCUUCGCCAUCAUUUUCUUCAUUACCGUCCUGGUGUACGUCGUGGGGGGUAUCUUCUACCAGCGCACCGUGGCGCAUGCGCGCGGCUGGAGGCAGCUGCCCAACUAUAGUUUGUGGGCCGGGAUCUGGAGCUUCAUCAAGGACCUACUGGUUAUCCUGACAUCGUCAUGCGCCCGGCUCAUCCCGAAACGGCGAGGCUACCACUCGCUGUCGGGCUCUCCCAGCGGGAGACACCGUAACCGUGACGACGAGAACCGUCUGAUCGACCAGCUUGACGAGGAAUGGGAUGACUGA
This is a messenger RNA of Chaetomium globosum CBS 148.51, 1131 nucleotides long. RefSeq lists its product as uncharacterized. The transcript is spliced from 3 exons. NCBI's taxonomy places the organism in Eukaryota, Fungi, Ascomycota, Sordariomycetes, Sordariales, Chaetomiaceae. Bases 1 to 1131 code for a protein of 376 amino acids. Gene Ontology annotation, biological process: vacuolar transport. The record is from RefSeq and is a predicted model, not a curated record.